Messenger RNA from Protopolystoma xenopodis, 210 nucleotides. Lineage: Eukaryota; Metazoa; Platyhelminthes; Monogenea; Polystomatidea; Polystomatidae. The record is from the annotation of a GenBank genome assembly.
AUGCGAGGUCGAAACAUCCACUGUCGCUGUUCGAAUCUUUCUGAGGGUGUUGAUAAGACCAAUUCGAGGUCGAAACUGCAGUCCACUGUCGCGGUUCGAAUCCCGCUGAGGGUGUUAACUGCAGUCCACCUCGGCCGUCGCGGUUCGAAUCCCGCUGAGGGUGUUGAUAAGACCAAUGCGAGGUCGAAACUGCAGACCACUGGUGCCUAG